AUGAGCACAGAACUGUACCCAUAUGAUUAUUUUGGUGGACCAGAGGAAUAUGACUUUAACAAAGACAGACAAAACGAACAAAAAUGGCUUAUAAAUGAAAUCAUACGACCUGAAUUACCUAAUAUUAUUGAUAAUGUGGAAAAAUGUAUUGAUAUGUUGUACAGUGAUCAGUUAUUUAAGAUGCCUAUAACUAGUGGUGUCAAAAAAAAUGCAAGUUCUCCUUCUAUACGUGGAGUAGUGACUAGACAUGGUAUAAAUAUUGUUGAUUUUCAAAUGGCUUUACAAUUUCCUCAAUUUGACAAGGGUAAAAUAAUUAUAUGUAAGAUGGAUUCUGGCAAGAAAUUCACAUUGUUACAGUUAGAUAGUAUUGGAAAGAAUUUACAACAGGUCUUACUAUUGUUAGAAGGUUUAGAAGUAGAAAAAGAUUGUGUUACUUUUAUAGAUAAAUUUAAGCAAUCUUUACAAUUAAUAACCAAAUCGAUAAAUAUUUUACAAAAUCCACCAAAAGAUUUGCUAUUUCCAUAUAAUAACAAUAUAAUCGUGAAACGGAUGUUUGCGAAUCCUGAACAGUUCUGUGAAUCUACACAUCAUAAGAUAAGUUUGGAACUGAUUGUCUAUAAAAGUGAGUUGACCAUGGAUUUUCGUAAUUUAGCUAAAGUGACUAAAAAACCAUGGUGUGAUAUUGAUCCAGUGAGUGGGAAAUCCGUUGUUGAUAAAAUUAAAGAAUCAUUAAAAUCUAAUAGAGGCAAAAAAUUGAAUGAAAUACUGGAAGAGCAGAAUAUUAUAUUAGAAGAAUCAAAUCUUUUAAAUAAUUUUAUAAUAACUACAUUUAAUAAAGAAAGUACCACAUUACAACAAGCCCAAGACUUUAUAUCUAGAUGUAUAACAUUUGAUGGGAAAGUCGUUACAGAAUGCGAAAAACUUCAAACCACCACAAGUGACCCAAGUUUAAUUAGUAUUGUAUCUAAAUUAAAUGCAUUGGAACAUACUAUUGGCAAUCAUUUCACUAAUCUUGAAAUAUGA
Arxiozyma heterogenica is the source of this 1023-nucleotide messenger RNA. RefSeq names its product Rav2p (gene RAV2). Gene Ontology annotation, cellular component: RAVE complex. NCBI's taxonomy places the organism in Eukaryota, Fungi, Ascomycota, Saccharomycetes, Saccharomycetales, Saccharomycetaceae. Bases 1 to 1023 code for a protein of 340 amino acids. The transcript has a single exon. The record is from RefSeq and is a predicted model, not a curated record.